Messenger RNA from Sebastes umbrosus (honeycomb rockfish), 7268 nucleotides. Its product is annotated as adhesion G protein-coupled receptor L3-like. Gene Ontology annotation, cellular component: axon; membrane; glutamatergic synapse. The transcript is spliced from 25 exons. The record is from RefSeq and is a predicted model, not a curated record. Lineage: Eukaryota; Metazoa; Chordata; Actinopteri; Perciformes; Sebastidae. Gene Ontology annotation, biological process: brain development; adenylate cyclase-activating G protein-coupled receptor signaling pathway; cell surface receptor signaling pathway. Bases 800 to 5458 code for a protein of 1552 amino acids. Gene Ontology annotation, molecular function: G protein-coupled receptor activity; carbohydrate binding.
CAGCACAGUGCGCACAAUUGGUUUGUCAUAGUCGCAGAGAGCUCAGGGUUUUUUUUUGGAACCCAAACAACUUAGAUUAUUUUUCCCCCUGUGGAGCUUUUUCUCUCAAAAAGACCACCCUCCACAAAUUCUUUUGGAUACUCUUUGUGUGUGUGUGUGUGUUGAGAGCUGCUGGCGUUUUCAGCUUUUAUUAUGGGGACGUGAUGUAGCCCCCGCACAGAAAGGACGCCUUGUGCCAUAAAGGGAUGUAAGGAGACAGUAUACCGUGGAUACAAAACCUGCCGGUUCUCCACCACGACAUCUCUGGAUUCUUUACGCACAGCAGAUUGAAUCGAGAUCGGAUAUUGAAACGGGAGCGACUGGAGGACAACUAUUUGGAUCCGUUUAUUCUGCCUCUCUCUCUCUCUCUCCUCGACCCCCUUUCCAUCAAGUCCAUUCCUCACACGCAGCGUCCAGAAACACCAGCUGAGAGAGAGAAAUGAUCUCUGAAUGGAUGGACGAUGAGCUAUCCCUCCGUUUCACCACUCGUUUCUAAAAUCCGCGGACAGAACAUGGUUUUACUAUCUGGAAUGUGAUACACAGGAUUUGUGAGGAGAAACACUCAAAGAAGCCCACUCCGUCUCACACCGAGAUUUUGGACGGCAUCUGGCACCAGAGCAACAGGACUUGUGGUCUUGUGGGAAGAGCGGCACAGUGGAGGGAGCCGUGCCAUAAAGGAAGCACCCGAUUCGGGCAUUCGCCAGCAAAAAGACUGAACUCAACUGGGACCUUCAGCAGCGGGCGGUAAGAGGAGGAGGCCAUGUGGACCGCACGCCUGCUAGUCCUCGCCAGCCUCUUCGCACCAGCCGCUCUGGCCUUCAGUCGAGCACCCAUCCCCAUGGCGGUGGUGAGGAGGGAGCUGUCAUGCGAGAGCUACCCCAUCGAGCUGCGCUGCCCGGGCACGGACGUCAUCAUGAUCGAGAGCGCCAACUACGGCCGCACCGAUGACAAGAUCUGCGACGCGGACCCAGCGCAGAUGGAGAACACGCGGUGUUACCUGCCAGACGCGUACAAGAUCAUGUCACAAAGAUGUAAUAACCGGACCCAGUGUGCUGUUGUGGCUGGACCAGAUGUAUUUCCUGACCCUUGCCCAGGAACCUACAAAUAUCUGGAAGUCCAAUAUGAAUGUGUACCCUACAAAGUGGAACAAAAAGGCUCCUCAGUAUUCCUGUGCCCAGGGCUUCUGCGCAGGGUGUACCAGAGCGAGCACCUCUUCGAAUCGGACCACCAGUCAGGAGCCUGGUGCAAAGACCCUCUCCAAGCCUCCGAUAAGAUUUACUACAUGCCCUGGACACCCUACCGCACCGACACACUGACUGAAUAUUCCUCCAAAGAAGACUUCAUCGCCGGAAGGCCGACGACGACCUACAAACUCCCGCAUCGCGUUGACGGAACGGGCUUCGUGGUCUAUGACGGGGCGCUCUUCUUCAACAAGGAGCGCACGCGCAACAUUGUCAAGUUUGACCUGCGGACUCGUAUCAAGAGCGGCGAGGCCAUCAUCGCCAACGCCAACUACCAUGACACAUCUCCGUACCGCUGGGGAGGGAAGUCGGACAUUGACUUGGCCGUUGACGAGAACGGCCUUUGGGUGAUUUAUGCCACCGAGCAGAACAACGGGCGGAUUGUCAUAAGCCAGCUCAACCCUUACACGUUACGUGUCGAGGGGACCUGGGACACAGCUUAUGACAAGCGCUCGGCAUCCAACGCCUUCAUGAUCUGUGGAAUCCUCUAUGUAGUGAAAUCAGUGUACGAGGACGAUGACAAUGAGGCAACAGGAAACAAGAUCGACUACAUCUACAACACAGAGCUGAGUAAAGACGGCUUUCUGGACAUCCCUUUCCCCAACUCCUACCAGUACAUCGCUGCAGUGGAUUACAAUCCCAGGGACAACCUGCUGUACGUCUGGAACAAUUACCAUGUCGUCAAGUACUCGCUGGACUUUGGAGCGUUGGACAACAGACUCGAAACGUCCUCCUCUGUAAUGGUGUACAUGGACACGACGACCAUGACAACGAGGACCACCACUCGACAAACCACCGCUUCCUUGACAACCACGACAGCCAGGACUACCACCACCAAGAUGCCAUCCACAACGACGGCAAUGGCCCAGUGGCCACGGACCACAUCCACAAUGGUGGUCCCCGUCCAGACGCUGGUGGAUGGUUUGCUCCCAGACGACGACAAAGACGACAGGUCGCCACCUUCCUCCAAGCUUCCCAACAUCAGGGUGGAGUACUGCAAUCCCCUGGUGAUGAUGGACAUCUCCUGGCCCAAGACCAAACAGGGUGUGGUGGCCAAGAUGCCCUGUCCACCUGGAACCAUAGGUGUGGCUUCAUACAUGUGCGUGGGUCCAGAGGGAUACUGGGACCCCCAGGGACCCGAUUUUAGCAACUGUACCUCCCCUUGGGUCAACCUCAUCAGCCAGAAGCUAAAAGCUGGAGAGACGGCUGCAGUCAUUGCCAGGGAGUUGGCGGAACAGACGAAGCGUAAUCUUCAGGCAGGAGACAUCACCUUUACAGUGAAGGCCAUGGUUCAGCUGGUGGAUCUCCUUGACGUGCAGCUGAGGAACCUCACGCCAGGCGGCAAAGACAGCGCGGCACGGAGCCUCAACAAGCUGCAGAAAAGAGAGCGCUCUUGCCGAUUUUAUGUUCAGGCCAUGGUGGAGACGGUCAACAAUUUGCUGCAGCCGCAGGCCCAGGCGGCGUGGAGGGAGCUGAGCACGGGCGAGCAGCUGAGGGCCGCCACCAUGCUGCUGGACACGGUGGAGCAAGGGGCAUUCGUCCUGGCUGACAACCUGCUGAAGACGGACAUCGUGCAAGAGAACACCGACAACAUCCAGCUGGAGGUGGCAAGGAUGAGCACAGAUGGGAACUUGCCUGAUCUGAAGUUCCCACAAACCGGAGGACAGGGCAACUCUAUCCACCUCUCAGCCAACACACUGAAGCAGCACGGGAGAAACGGUGAGAUUCGGAUAGCAUUUGUCCUGUACAAACACAUCGGGAUCUACCUUUCAACGGAGAACGCCAGCAUGAAGCUGGGCAGCGAAGCCAUGGCGACCAAUUACUCCGUCAUCGUCAACUCGCCGGUGAUUACGGCCGCCAUCAACAAGGACUCUAACAAAGUCUACCUCUCUGACCCCGUCAUUUUCACCAUCAGACAUCUACAGCAAUCUGAGGAGAACUUCAACCCCAACUGUUCAUUCUGGAGUUACUCCAAGAGGACCAUGACUGGUUUCUGGUCGACGCAGGACUGCCGCUUGCUUGGCACCAACAGGACACACACCACAUGCUCCUGUACCCAUCUAACCAACUUCGCUGUCCUCAUGGCCCAUGUGGAUGUCAAGAACACAGACCCAGUUCAUGACAUGCUCCUCGAUGUCAUUACUUGGGUUGGCAUCCUCCUGUCGCUGGUCUGCCUGCUCAUCAGCCUCUUCACCUUCUGCUUCUUCCGCGGCCUCCAGAGUGAUCGUAACACCAUCCAUAAGAACCUCUGCAUCAGCCUGUUCAUCGCCGAGUCCCUAUUCCUUGUGGGGAUCAAUCGGGGUGACCAGCCGAUUGCUUGUGCCGUCUUCGCCGCCCUGCUCCACUUCUUCUUCCUGGCAGCGUUCACAUGGAUGUUCCUGGAAGGCGUGCAGCUCUACAUCAUGCUGGUGGAGGUGUUCGAGAGCGAGCACUCGCGCCGACGCUACUUCUACCUGGUGGGCUACGGGGUCCCCGCGCUAAUCGUGGCCGUCUCUGCCGCGGUGGACUACCGCAGUUACGGCACCGACCGAGUUUGCUGGCUUCGCCUGGACACCUACUUCAUUUGGAGUUUCAUAGGACCAGCAACCUUGAUAAUUAUGCUCAAUGUGAUCUUCCUGGGCAUCGCUCUCUACAAGAUGUUCCAUCACACAGCCAUCUUGAAACCAGACUCCGGUUGCCUGGACAACAUCAAAUCCUGGGUAAUUGGGGCCAUUGCCUUGCUGUGUCUGCUGGGCCUGACCUGGGCCUUUGGCCUGAUGUACGUCAACGAGAGCACGGUGGUCAUGGCCUACCUGUUCACCAUCUUCAACUCCCUGCAGGGAAUGUUCAUCUUCAUCUUCCACUGUGUGCUGCAGAAAAAGGUGCGUAAGGAGUAUGGGAAAUGCCUGCGUACUCACUGCUGCAGUGGCAAAAGUGUGGACAGCUCCAUCGGCUCUGGAAAAGGCACCGCCUCUCGUGCUCCGGGACGUUACUCUACUGGGUCACAGAGCCGCAUCCGUCGAAUGUGGAACGACACAGUCAGAAAACAGUCAGAGUCCUCUUUUAUGACCGGCGACAUCAACAGCUCCGCAUCACUCAACAGAGGGGCUAUGGCUAACCAUCUUAUACCUAAUGCACUCCUACGUCCUCAUGGCACUAACAAUCCCUAUAAUACAUUGCUUGGGGAAUCGGCAGUCUAUAACAACCCUCUGGGCAUGUACAACACACAAGAGCCCUACAGAGAGACAAAGGGAAUCCUGAACAAUGCCCGGGAUACAAGUGUCAUGGAUACUCUACCACUGAAUGGUAACCAUGGCAACAGCUACAGCAUCGCCAGCGCCGAGUACAUGAGUGACUGCGUCCAGAUCAUUGAUCGGGGUUACAACCACAAGGAGACCACCCUGGAAAAGAAGAUCCUGAAAGAGCUCACCUCCAAUUAUAUCCCCUCCUACCUCAACAAUUCCCACGAGCGCUCGACCGAGCACAACCGGAACCUUAUGAAUAAGCUGGUCAAUAACGUUAGCAACGGUGGCAAAGACAGCGGCUACGGGAUGGGCUUGGGAGUGGGGAUGGGCAUGAACGUGGCGCUGAGCCUGGACGACCAUUCCACCUUUGGUCCGCACCACGACGAAGGCCUGGGCCUGGAGUUAAUCCGCGAGGAGUCCAAUGCCCCGCUGUUGCCUCAAAGACCGCUCCCGGCACUGCAGGCGGUGGACAACCUUAACAAUCACCUCCACCAGUCAGCGCCGCCACCCCUCCCGCUGCCCCACCACCCCUUCUCGUCCGCCACCGCUUCCUCCUCGUCUCGGAGGCGGAUCCCCCAGGAGAACAGCGAAAGCUUCUUUCCCUUACUCACUAACGAGCACACCGAGGACGAGGGCUCGUCACCCGGCCACAACCACCAGAGAGACUCCCUCUAUACCAGCAUGCCCAUGCUGCCCGGCCUGCCCGACGUGUCUGCAGAAUCUGCCGACGGCUCCAAGGACAGCGGGGACGCCAAGAGCCCGGAGGCCAGCUCGGACGACGUUUACUACAAGAGCAUGCCCAACUUGGGCUCGCGUAACCACCUCCAUCAGCUGCACUCCUACUACCACCUAGGGCGGGGCAGCAGCGAUGGCUUCAUCGUGCCCCCAAACAAAGAGGAUCUAUCUCCAGAAGAGGCCCAGCCGGAGCCCUCGCACCUGGUCACCAGCCUAUAGGCCCAACGCUCCCCCCCACCCCACUCCUCCAGUGUCCCUCCUAUUACCGUAGUCCUCUUCCCCGUGUCCCCUUGUACCAUCAGUCGUUGGCAGUGGUAGCCUUUCUUUUUAUUCCGUGUCCCGAAGACUGAGAGAGAGAGAGCAAAUGACUGUACUCUCGCUGUUACUGGCCACAGACAUGAUAAUAAUUGCUUGGUAUGGGGGCUAAUAUGUGACUAUAUUUGGUUAAACAUUGCGGGAAUCUGUUGAUGUUGUGUUCCCCCCCCCCCCUCCAACCCUGUGUGGUUUGGCGUGUUUUGUCUCAGUGUGAAAAGAGACAAUUACUCACACAGGAUUUUUAGGUCUCAGAGCUAUAGUCUGACAGUCGAAAUGAACUGCAUAGCCCCCAAACUAUACAAGUCUAAACUAUAGACUUCACCAGAAUAAAUGGGAAAUUUAAAAAAAGGACUAUUUUAUUAUACUUCUGUAUCUAUAUUGACUUUUUGAAAGAUUUUCUUCCUCUUUGGUGAGUUGCAGCACAUUUUGUUUGCUGAAGUGUCCCUUCAAUGAAAAAAAGACAAAAAACAACAACAACAACACAAACACACACAUUUUGAACAAUUACCAUGAAGGAAUUAUUGAUCAUAUGCUUUCAAGCAUAGCUGUUCUUUUUUUCUUUCAUUUUACUGUAAUAACAGUUGUUAAAAGAGGGAGAAAAAAAACUAAUAAGAUAAUUAUGAGAUAUUUCUAUGUAAUUGUACAGAUAACUAGCAUUGCACACAAUAGUAAGCUUUUUUUGUUCCGAGCAAACCCUUUGUCUCUGUAAAUGUAGUGGUUAGGAGCAAUUUUGUUCUGUUGUGCUGGCCUCUCUGGGUUUCUGGUACCAGUCUGUUUAUUAUGUUUUCCUCUUUUAUCACUUUCCAAGAAAUGACCAUCUAAAUAGAAGCAAAAUAACACAAAAAAUAUCACAACAAAACACUUAUCGUGCAGGCAUUUCCGUGCUACAUAUUCAUCUUUGUUUUCAGGUCCAUUUUCUGUUUCAGUUUGAUUUCUUUUCCCUUUUUUUUUUCUUUUUUUUUACUGUGUAGAUAGCAGAGCUCUGAUUCACAGAUCGUGAAGAAGACAGAAUAAGUCCAAGUUAAUCAUGAGGUGUCCCUCGGAAAGGUUCAUAGUGCAUUCUGCAUCUCUAUUGGCAUUCAGAAAACGCUUGUGCUUCUCGGAAAGAGAACAAAUUGAGCACUAGGCACUUGUACAAAACUAGGCACUUGUACAAAAAAAAAGAAAGAUGGUUGUUUUACUUAUUAAAGAAAGAGCUUUUGGAGUGAGAAAAACUGGAAGUGUUUUUUGUUUUUCUUCCUCGAGGAGAAAUAUAUUUAUUUAUUUGUUUAAAUAAACAGUAAUAACAUGGAGGAUGGAAGUAAGUUUAGUGGCACAGAUAAGUUUUUAUUAUUGGCUAUGAUUAUGGCUUCUUAUUUAUUCCUUUUUGUAAUGGUUUCCAAGUUGAAUGACCUCAUAACUAAUAUUUGUUGUAACAGUGAAACUUGUUUGCCAACAAAUAAAUUACUGACUAAGAUUUAUCACUUAGCUACGACAAAAGUUUUGUCCGGGUCUUGGAACUCUUUUUAUAUGGAUAUCAGCGAAAGGACCUCCAAAUGAUGGAACGAUCAAUUCAUUUUUUUUUAAUUAUCAGUUAAUACCCCUCAUUAGCCCUCUGUCCAUUUUAGUGCCAAAUAAAUUUUGGCCCAGCAACAGUGGAUGUGCUCUGUAUGCUCUGGUCUGCUUUACAAUAGAAGCAGUGAUUUCAUAAGCUGUAAUAAAUAUUUCAAUAUCA